This is a messenger RNA of Melampsora larici-populina 98AG31, 1368 nucleotides long. RefSeq lists its product as uncharacterized. The transcript is spliced from 4 exons. NCBI's taxonomy places the organism in Eukaryota, Fungi, Basidiomycota, Pucciniomycetes, Pucciniales, Melampsoraceae. Bases 1 to 1368 code for a protein of 455 amino acids. The record is from RefSeq and is a predicted model, not a curated record.
AUGACAGAUCGUACUAGUAGGAAGAAAGCAGCAAUUGGAGAGAAGGAUAAUGAUAAUAAUUCAGUUAAAAAUAUGUUAGUUUCAAACCAAGGAGAUCAAUCAAGAAACUCUGGUUCAAAUCAAAAUAGCCAAGGUAUAACAGAUGAUACCGGUAAUAAGAGCCAAGUAGAUUCGGAAAUCUCCAAGAAUCUCGGUUCAAGCACUCUUCAUGGAAAUUCUAAAGAAGUCCAAUCAGUUACGAAUCAAGGAGACAUUAAUAAUAACAAUGUACUCGAUUCUAAUCUGUUAAGAGAAAGCGAAAAACGGGAUAACAAAACUAUAAAGAAUCCAGUGAAGGCUAAUCCGAUAGUUAUAGAAGAUUUAAUUGAUGAUUUAAGUUCUCAAAAGUCGAAUGAUGAAACAAAUGUAAACUUGUUAGAUGUGAAUAGCGCCUUCAAGCAAAUUCCGGUAAUGAAAAGUACACCAAAGAAAGCUAAGAAUCAAGUCAAAUCGAUCGAAAGAUGUGAUAGUGAUAGUCAAAUUGUAAAUGCGACGUAUUUAGAUUUAUUGAGAAGUCAACCAAAGUCUUUUGAAAAAGAUCAAGUAGUGAUUGAAAAAGAUGGAAAAACUGGAAGUGAAAUAGAUUUAACGGAUAAAAACGAGGUUUUCAAGAAAGCUAUGUCUUUAACAGUAGAAGGCGAUGGUUAUGGAGCGUCUAAAUAUCUCAAGAUCUAUGAAGCUUUAGGUCAUUUAGAUAAACAUCAAGAGAGACCUUCAAAUAAACAAGCAACAUCAGCUAAUCCGAUUUUAGAAGAAACUCAUGAUGAAAAGAAGAGAGAUGAUGGAGGUGUUUUUGAAAAUGGAAUGUGGUUCUUUCCAGGUAGAACUUCCACUUAUAAAAACAGAAGUUAUACGCCAUAUUUCGACAGGAACAUAAAAGAGUUAAGGUAUCCAAUUCCAUUAACUAUCUUCGAUAAUGAUUGGCAAACUAAAGCAAUGGGUUACCAUGCGAAGAAGAAAAUCAAAUCUGUUGAAGGAGAAUUAAAGACUGAAACUUACACAGGUUUACCAUAUGCAGACAAAUGGUUGUUAGAUUAUGGAGAGUGGUGUAUACAUUAUAAUGGUUACAUAAAUGCACUAACCAACGCACGUUUCAAGAAGUUUGUAGAAUGGUCUUUAGCCCACAAAGCAAAUGUAGAAAAGGUGAUGGCGUUGAUGGGAUGGUUAACGGCUUUAAAAUACGAUAUAAGAGUUAGAGAAGAAUCCUUAAUCAAUAGAGUUGAGGUGGAUGGUCAUGUUGCACCACCAGACAUCUCAGGAUACAAUCAAGCAUUAGCAGAAGAGUGUUUCUUAUUAACUCGAUCUAGAGGUAAAGUUUUUCAUCUGUGA